AUCCCCGACCCGCAGCUGCGAUGGCCGCGGCCGGCCAGGGCACGCCUGAGGAGGCGUGGUCCGCCCGCAGCGCCGAGGCCGCGGCCCGCGCCUGCGCGGCGGCGGCCCCGGGGCGGCGCACGGCGGUGGCGCGGAGGUUGGCCGCCGGGAGCGGCUUCGUGGUGGCGGGCGCGCUGGCCGCUGCGGCGCUGGUCGCAGGAGGCGGAUCGCUGCGGCAGCGGGCGCCCGCGGAGGCGUCCGCCCAAGACAUCGCGGAGGAGGUCCUGGGGCUGUCCUCGGUGAUCGACGAGGUCUCGGGCGCCGCGAACGCCCUUGGCAUCCUGGCGCCCCCCGUCUCCGCGGAGGGCGGGCAGUCCAUGGACCUGCUCGCCUACGCGGAGGAGCUCAACAGGACGACCUUCGGCAGGCAGCUGCAGUCGGGCAAGAAGAAGCACAUCAACCUAGGGGCGUGCGUCUCGCGGGCCAUCGCCACGGCCGCCUAUUUUGCGUUCGCGGGGAUCAACGUCGACAGCGCCACCAAGGUCUGUGGGAGCAACGGCGCCGUCGACAAAGGGAAGUUCGGGCAGCUGAACUGCGCGGUGGGCGCCGCCCUCGCCCGCCGGGGGGGCUCCGCGGACUUCCUCGCCGGGACCAUCGACGCGUGCUCGGGCGGCGAGCUGAAGGGCGCCAGCUGCGCGGCAGCCUCGAUGGAGCUGGUCGCGGCGCUCCUCUCGGCCUCUGCCGGCGCCACCGCGGCCGUGAUCAGCUGCGCGGGCAGCCACGUCAUGCUGCGCGCACUCGAG
Prorocentrum cordatum is the source of this 782-nucleotide messenger RNA. The record is from the annotation of a GenBank genome assembly. Lineage: Eukaryota; Dinophyceae; Prorocentrales; Prorocentraceae.